GUAGCAUGAAAAGACGACCCCUGCUCGAUCCAUCCUCCUCUGACGUCGAUCUCUGUAUAUUCUCAUGUGUGGCAUUCUGUUCACCCUCAGACACAAGAGACGUCCACUGGCUAACGACCGGGCGGCUUCUCGUCUGGAAGUAGCGAAACGUGGACCCGACGCCCUUCAAUCCAUCUGCGUCGACCUAGCCAUUCCAGGAUCAGGAUUGGAGCUCGAGCUGGAAUUUACGUCCUCCGUACUAGCUCUGAGAGGUGACAACAUAGUAUCUCAACCGCUUCGGGGUGAUGGCCAGAUCUUUUGCUGGAACGGCCAAGUAUUCCGCGGCCUGGAGGUAGCAAAGCAUGAGAACGAUACAAGCAAGAUCUGGGAGCAGGUCUGCGACGGGCAGGCUAUAACGGAUGUCUUGGGAAGAGUCGAGGGGCCGUUCGCCUUUCUACACUACAGAGAGGACACCAGAACCAUCACCUUUGGGCGGGAUAGACUCGGUCGCCGAUCACUCUUGAUCAAUACCGAAGCAGACACAGGGAUGCUUACGAUCACUAGCGUCAGCUCGAAAGUCGAAAACGAAGCCACAGCCAAUGGCGCCUUUCAGGAAAUCGAUUGUUCCGGAUUCUGGCAGAUGGAGGUGGAUAAAGUCGGCUUGAACGAGUCAGGUGGACUCGAUUAUACAAAGGCAUUAAGGCUUCUCGGGCGACCGACGACAUCCGCUUUUGGAGCCAUACCUCGCAUGUCACGGGCCUUCUCCGAGACCGAUAUUUCCGACGGACCCGAUCCUUGCCCGCCAGCGGGGGUUUUGCAUCAAUUUGUCGCUGGACUACGCGAGAGCGUACGGCUCAGGGUAGAAAACAUCCCUCCUGCAGCAACUUCAAGCUCAAGCCGGCUUGCCAUCUUGUUCUCCGGUGGCCUCGAUUGCACCUUUUUGUCCCAUCUGGCUUCUCUAGAGCUCCCACAAGACGAGCCUAUCGACUUGCUAAAUGUAGCUUUCGAAAAUCCCCGUUCCAUUGCCGCAGCCGAGGAUCUGCUUCAGCGUCAAUCGGCCAGGCGAAGCAAGAGUACAACAGAGGUUCCGAAAGAUGCUUCAGCAGAGAUCACGGGCGAUAUCUACGACGUCCCGGACCGCUUGACGGGAAAGCAAAGCGUCGACAUGCUCCGCAAGUUACACCCAGAUCGGAAUUGGCGGUUCAUCGAAAUAAAUAUUGAUUACCAGGAAUCACAAGCUCAUCGAGAGCGCAUCCUAGAGCUCAUGCAUCCAUCAGAUACAGAGAUGGACCUGAGCCUGGCGAUGCCGCUAUAUUUCGCAGCACGGCGGCAAGGCCACUGGCAAGGUCAUGGCCCCUACUCUAGUGAAGCCAAAGUCUUGCUGAGUGGUUUGGGAGCAGACGAAUUGUUAGGUGGAUAUGCGCGACAUAGGAGGGAUUUCAAUCUCAAAGGCUGGAUGGCCGCCAUCGAUGAAAUGCAGAUGGAUAUCGACCGAAUACCAACCCGUAAUCUCGGUCGAGACGACCGCAUCAUCUCCUCACAUGGUGUGGAGACUCGAUUUCCGUAUCUCGACAUGGCUUUUAUGCAAUGGGUCGCGGAACUGCCCAUCUGGAUGAAAUGCGAUCUGAGAGCUCCGGAAGGCAAGGGAGACAAGAGUCUCUUGCGAUGUGCCGCUCGACAGGCGGGUAUGGGCGCGGUAUCAGAAUUCAAAAAAAGGGCCAUGCAGUUCGGAACGCGUGCGGCAAGAAUGCAUCCUGAGGAGAAGGGAACAAAGCAGAGAGGUCUAGGCGCGAAGAAGGUCGAAAGAUAAUCUCGACCAAUCGCACGACGGUUUAGUUAGGCGCCAUAUAAUGCGGUGUAAGCGUAGGACGAUCCAACCGACAUUUUGAA
Molecule: messenger RNA, 1869 nt
Organism: Filobasidium floriforme
Lineage: Eukaryota; Fungi; Basidiomycota; Tremellomycetes; Filobasidiales; Filobasidiaceae
Product: asparagine synthase-domain-containing protein
Exons: 13
Coding region: 65-1789 (574 amino acids)
Molecular function (GO): asparagine synthase (glutamine-hydrolyzing) activity
Source: RefSeq, a predicted model, not a curated record